AUGGGUCAAACAUCAACUCAUCAUCGCUCCAACUUUAGUUCAUUUAAUAGUUCCGACUAUUAUGAUAUUGAUAAAGACGAUUGCGCUGUUGCCGACGAACCAAAAUUCCCAAGUAGUCUAGGUAUAACCCUUGCUGUACCAGAAUGGGAGGCUAUUUGUACAGCUGUUAUUCUUACGCUGAUUAUUAUAUCAACAAUAAUAGGAAAUAUCUUAGUAAUUCUUAGUGUGUUCACGUAUAAACCUUUAAGAAUUGUUCAAAACUUCUUCAUAGUAUCAUUAGCUGUAGCGGAUUUAACUGUAGCUAUUUUAGUUCUACCUUUAAAUGUAGCUUAUUCUAUAUUAGGACAAUGGGUGUUUGGUAUAUAUGUUUGCAAAAUGUGGCUGACAUGUGAUAUUAUGUGUUGUACUUCGUCUAUUUUAAAUCUAUGCGCAAUAGCACUUGAUCGUUAUUGGGCGAUAACAGAUCCUAUAAACUACGCCCAGAAAAGAACUCUAGGUAGAGUUCUAUUUAUGAUCGGUAUUGUAUGGAUAUUGUCACUUAUAAUUAGUUCACCGCCGUUACUAGGAUGGAACGAUUGGCCGGAUGUAUUCGAACCGGAUACACCUUGCCGGUUAACUUCUCAACCGGGUUUUGUUAUUUUCUCAUCAUCUGGAUCAUUUUAUAUACCACUCGUAAUAAUGACCGUUGUUUAUUUUGAGAUUUAUUUAGCAACUAAAAAAAGAUUACGAGAUCGAGCUAAAGCAACUAAGAUAAGUACGAUUUCGAGUGGUCGUAACAGAUUAGCUUCCAAAAAUAGUGACCAAAAUGACCAAGAUUCAGUCAGUUCUGAUGGAAAUCAUGAACACCAAGGAGUUACUCGUCUAGUAUCAGAUAAUGACCAUAAGCAUAAAAGAUCAAAAAAGUCUACACCAAAGAAUAAGCCUAAAAGAAAAUAUUGGAGUAAAGACGAUAAAUCUCAUAAUAAAUUAAUAAUACCUAUUCUAUCCAAUGAUAACUCGAUUACGGACGCGGGGGAUAACGCAGAAAACAGGAACACGUCAUCUGAAAGUAAUUCUAAAGAGACACAAGAUGAUGAAAUAAUAGAAGUAAAGGAGACUGCGAUAAAGAAAAGUCAUAAACGAUGUAAAACAACACAAGAGAACACUGUUUAUCAAUUUAUUGAAGAAAAACAACGUAUUUCUUUGACAAGAGAACGUCGCGCUGCGAGAACUCUUGGCAUUAUAAUGGGAGUGUUCGUGGUUUGUUGGCUUCCUUUCUUCGUAUUAUAUCUCGUUAUACCAUUUUGCAACAAUUGUUGUUUAUCAGGAAAGUUUAUUAAUUUUAUUACUUGGCUUGGAUAUAUCAAUUCUGCAUUAAAUCCAUUAAUUUAUACGAUUUUCAAUAUGGAUUUCAGAAGAGCUUUUAAAAAGUUACUUUGUAUUAAGUGA
This is a messenger RNA of Papilio xuthus (Asian swallowtail), 1428 nucleotides long. It is a transcript of the gene Oct-TyrR, whose product is annotated as Octopamine-Tyramine receptor. Gene Ontology annotation, biological process: G protein-coupled receptor signaling pathway. Gene Ontology annotation, molecular function: octopamine receptor activity. The transcript has a single exon. NCBI's taxonomy places the organism in Eukaryota, Metazoa, Arthropoda, Insecta, Lepidoptera, Papilionidae. Gene Ontology annotation, cellular component: plasma membrane. Bases 1 to 1428 code for a protein of 475 amino acids. The record is from RefSeq and is a predicted model, not a curated record.